This is a messenger RNA of Protopolystoma xenopodis, 238 nucleotides long. Lineage: Eukaryota; Metazoa; Platyhelminthes; Monogenea; Polystomatidea; Polystomatidae. The record is from the annotation of a GenBank genome assembly.
UUCCUCUAUAAAAUUUAAAUGCUCACUUAGCAAUACUGUCAUGGAUGUAAUGCGCAAUCGCGGAUGGCAGGAAGUUUUAAAUGAGGUUGAAAAUUGUGAUAUUUAUUGGUGUGAUCGUGAAUGGAUCAAAGACAAAUUCGAUAAGAAGUAUUUACCAGAUAAUAUGAGAAUAAACCAUUUUAGGAAUUACUUUGAGGUAGUCAUUUUUAUAUUUUUUUACCUUGUUAAAACUUUUUAA